This is a messenger RNA of Gryllus bimaculatus (two-spotted cricket), 253 nucleotides long. The record is from the annotation of a GenBank genome assembly. Lineage: Eukaryota; Metazoa; Arthropoda; Insecta; Orthoptera; Gryllidae.
GGGUUGACAUGCCUUUACAAAAAUAACCAUGUUCUGGGAGUAUUUCGACUGAAAGGUCAUGCGUACAGGCCCGGUAUUGAAUGUGACUGCCCAUCUUCAUGUGUUGAACCAGAGUACAACAUUGUUUAUAAAGGUUGUCACCGAGAACAGAGAAAUAAAACCGCCUUUAUUGGAGCUGUGAGGAUACAAAUGGCCUCAUUGCCAACGAUGAGAUUUAAAAGAAUUUUAAUUAGAAGUAAAUUAGAUUUGGUAG